AUGACCGCUCCCUGGCGGCGCCUCCGGAGUCUGGUUUGGGAAUACUGGGCCGGGCUCCUCGUGUGCGCCUUCUGGAUCCCGGACUCGCGCGGGAUGCCCCACGUCAUCCGGAUCGGAGGAAUCUUUGAGUAUGCAGAUGGCCCCAACGCCCAGGUCAUGAAUGCUGAGGAGCAUGCCUUUCGAUUUUCUGCCAACAUCAUCAACAGGAACAGGACUCUGCUGCCCAACACAACCUUGACCUAUGAUAUCCAGAGGAUUCACUUUCACGACAGCUUCGAGGCCACCAAAAAGGCCUGUGACCAGCUGGCGCUGGGGGUGGUGGCCAUCUUCGGGCCGUCACAGGGCUCCUGCACCAACGCAGUCCAGUCCAUCUGCAAUGCCCUGGAGGUGCCCCACAUUCAGCUACGCUGGAAGCACCACCCACUGGACAACAAGGACACCUUCUACGUGAACCUCUACCCCGACUACGCCUCUCUCAGCCACGCCAUCCUCGACCUGGUCCAGUACCUCAAGUGGCGAUCGGCCACCGUGGUCUAUGACGACAGUACAGGGCUCAUCCGACUGCAGGAGCUCAUCAUGGCCCCAUCGAGGUACAACAUUCGCCUGAAGAUCCGCCAGCUCCCCCUUGACUCCGAUGACUCACGCCCCCUACUCAAGGAGAUGAAGCGGGGCCGUGAAUUCCGCAUCAUCUUCGACUGCAGCCACACCAUGGCCGCCCAGAUCCUCAAGCAGGCCAUGGCCAUGGGCAUGAUGACGGAAUACUACCACUUUAUCUUCACCACUCUGGAUCUAUAUGCGUUAGACCUGGAGCCCUACCGCUACUCAGGGGUGAACCUGACGGGGUUCCGGAUCCUCAACGUGGACAACCCCCAUGUCUCGGCCAUCGUGGAGAAGUGGUCCAUGGAGAGGCUGCAGGCGGCUCCCCGGGCAGAGUCCGGCCUGUUGGACGGAGUGAUGAUGACUGACGCGGCCUUACUGUAUGAUGCCGUCCACAUCGUGUCUGUGUGCUACCAGCGGGCACCCCAGAUGACCGUGAACUCCCUGCAGUGCCAUCGGCACAAGGCCUGGCGCUUUGGCGGCCGCUUCAUGAACUUCAUCAAGGAGGCUCAAUGGGAAGGAUUAACUGGACGGAUUGUUUUCAACAAAACCAGUGGCUUACGGACGGAUUUUGAUCUGGACAUCAUCAGCCUGAAGGAGGACGGCCUGGAGAAGGUUGGGGUGUGGAGUCCUGCGGAGGGGCUCAACAUCACGGAGGUCGCCAAAGGCCGAGGCCCGAAUGUCACCGACUCUCUGACGAACAGGUCCCUCAUCGUCACCACCGUGCUGGAGGAGCCCUUUGUCAUGUUCCGGAAGUCCGACCGGACGCUGUUCGGGAAUGACCGCUUCGAGGGCUACUGCAUCGACCUGCUGAAGGAGCUGGCCCACAUCCUCGGCUUCUCCUACGAGAUCCGGCUGGUGGAGGACGGGAAGUACGGGGCACAGGACGACAAGGGCCAGUGGAACGGCAUGAUCAAGGAGCUCAUCGACCAUAAGGCAGAUCUGGCCGUGGCCCCCCUGACCAUCACCCAUGUCCGCGAGAAGGCCAUCGACUUCUCCAAGCCCUUCAUGACACUCGGUGUGAGCAUCCUGUAUCGAAAACCCAAUGGCACCAACCCUAGUGUCUUCUCCUUCCUCAACCCGCUGUCCCCAGACAUCUGGAUGUACGUGCUGCUCGCCUACCUGGGUGUCAGCUGUGUCCUCUUUGUCAUUGCCAGGUUCAGCCCUUACGAGUGGUACGAUGCGCAUCCCUGCAACCCUGGCUCCGAGGUGGUGGAAAACAACUUCACUCUGCUCAACAGCUUCUGGUUCGGCAUGGGGUCCUUGAUGCAGCAAGGGUCGGAACUGAUGCCCAAAGCCCUGUCCACGCGCAUCAUCGGCGGCAUCUGGUGGUUCUUCACGCUCAUCAUCAUCUCCUCCUAUACGGCCAACCUGGCCGCCUUUCUGACCGUGGAGCGCAUGGAAUCUCCCAUCGACUCUGCUGAUGACCUGGCCAAGCAAACCAAAAUCGAGUAUGGGGCUGUCAAAGACGGGGCCACCAUGACCUUCUUCAAGGGUCAGAGUCUUGCCUUCAAGCAGAAGGAGGGUCGGAGGGCCAAAACGCAAGGACCGGGCGAGGUUCGCUGGCUGCCAUGCGAGUCGCCCUGUGGAGAGGCCCACGUGGCCAGGAACAGAGGGCAGCCUCCAGCCAGCAGCGAACACAGAGCUGAAGCCUUCAGUGCAACAGCGCGGGAGGAACUGACUGCUGACAACAACCAUCGCUCCUUCUGCAGCACCGUAGCCGACGAGAUCCGUUUCUCCCUCACCUGCCAGCGUCGGGUCAAGCACAAGCCGCAGCCUCCCAUGAUGGUCAAGACUGACGCUGUCAUCAACAUGCACACAUUCAACGAUCGCCGGCUUCCGGGCAAGGACAGCAUGGCCUGCAGCACACCAUUGGCCCCUGUAUUCCCCUAA
Puma concolor (puma) is the source of this 2490-nucleotide messenger RNA. Lineage: Eukaryota; Metazoa; Chordata; Mammalia; Carnivora; Felidae. The record is from RefSeq and is a predicted model, not a curated record.